AUGGACCAGCUACGUUUUGACGGUCGUGUUGCGGUGGUGACCGGAGCCGGUGGUGGUCUUGGCAAGGCCUAUGCCCUCCUCCUGGCAUCAAGAGGUGCCAAGGUCGUGGUCAACGACCUCGGUGGUGCCCGCGAUGGAGUUGGAAAAUCAAACUUUGCUGACGCUGUUGUGAAAGAAAUCAAGGACAAAGGUGGUAUCGCUGUAGCAGAUUACAACAAUGUCGUGGAAGGCGAGAAGAUUAUUCAGACCGCCAUAGAUAACUUUGGUAGGAUUGAUAUCCUUAUCAACAACGCUGGUAUUCUUCGCGAUAGGAGCUUCACAAAAAUGUCCGACCAGGACUGGGACCUCAUCCACCUGGUCCACUUGAAAGGUGCAUUCAAGACCACUCACGCUGCAUGGGAGCACUUCAGGAAACAGAAGUACGGUCGUGUCAUCAUGACCUCGAGUAACGCCGGUAUCUUCGGAAACUUUGGACAGGCUAACUACAGUGCUGCAAAAAUGGGUCUGGUCGGUUUGACCAACACCCUGGCUAUCGAGGGCGCUAAGUACAACAUUAAGGUCAACACCCUCGUGCCCACUGCUGCCUCUCGUCUCACUGAAGACAUCUUGCCCCCAGAAAUGUUCGAGGCGAUGAAACCUGAUCUCAUUGCGCCCGUUGUUGCCUACAUGUCCCACGAGUCUUUCCCUGACACUGGAGCGGUCAUUGACUCCACCCUCGGAUACGCCACCAAGAUGCAUUACGUCAGAGGACCUGGUGUUGUGUUGAAGAAGAAGCCAUCCGACCCAGUGACAAUUGAGUCAGUCAAGGAGUUCUGGCCUCAGGCCAUGGACAUGAAGAAUGCCUUCCACUUGGAUAAGAUGGCUGAAGUUACCGUGGAUCUGGUUGAAAGGAUUCAGGACUUUGAAGAGCGCUCCAAGUUGGACCCUGACGGCAAAUCGUACUGGUCUUCUUACACCUAUAACUCUAAGGAUCUUGCCCUAUAUGCUCUUGGAAUCGGAGCUUCAGUAUUAAACGAGGGAGAUCUGAAGUUCUUGUAUGAAAGUCAUGAGAACUUCGCUGGUCUGCCAACCUUCUUCAUCCUGCCCGGUAUGGCCAUCGAGUCUCCCCUAGUCGCCAACUCUAUGCCACCCGGCAAGUUCGCCGACUUUACUAACAUUCUUCACGGAGAACAGUUCAUCGAGUUCGUGGACGAGUUCCCCGGCACUGAGGGUGACUUCAAGAUCCGCAGCUACUCCGUCGACACUCUGGACAAGGGAUCCAGCGCCAUCUCCAUUGUUAACAGCGAAAUCUACCAGAACAAAAAGCUGGUCGCCCGCACUCAGCAACAUAUCUUCGUGCUCGGCCAGGGUGGGUUCAAUGGUCCCCGCAACAGUAAGGGCGCCGUGGAAGUCCAGCCCGCACCCAAGAGGGCCCCUGAUGCCGUCGUCGAGCAGCGCACUGCUGAGGACCAGGCUGCUUUGUACAGGUUGGCUGGUGACUUGAACCCCCUGCACAUCGACCCCAUCGUUGCGACUGCCAGUGGACACCAGAAGCCCAUCCUCCAUGGAAUGGCCACUCUUGGUUUCUCUGCCAGACAUGUGUUGGCUAAGUAUGGAGGCAAUGAGCCCAGCAACUUCAAGGCUCUGAAGGCUCGCUUCGUGAAGCCAGUGCUCCCAGGCCAGACCCUCGUCACCGAGAUGUGGCUCGAAGGCAAACGCGUCCACUUCCAGACCAAGACCAAGGAAACUGGCAACAUUGUCAUCGCUGGAGCGUACGUCGACUUCAAGAACAUUGUAUCCAGCCAGGGUGCGUCAAGCUCUGCCGCCGCUCCGGCCGCAGCGCCAUCUAGUGGUGCUUUGAAGUCUGACGGUCUCUUCCACAAGAUCAAGGAAGAGGUCGGCAAGAACAAGGACUUGGCCAAGAGCAUCAAUGGCGUCUUCUUGUACAAUAUCACCGAGAAUGGAAAGACUGCUAAGAGUUGGACUUUGGACUUGAAGGUUCCUGAAGUAUAUGAAGGCCAACCAAAGAGCGGCAAGGCUGACACAACCAUGACCCUUUCCGACAGUGAUAUGGUAGACCUAGCUGCGGGCACCCUCAACCCACAGGUCGCCUAUAUGAAGGGCAAACUCAAGAUUGCAGGCAAUUUGAUGCUCGCGCAGAAACUUGGACCCCUACUGAAAUCCCCUGCCAAGAUCUAA
Spodoptera littoralis (African cotton leafworm) is the source of this 2178-nucleotide messenger RNA. Lineage: Eukaryota; Metazoa; Arthropoda; Insecta; Lepidoptera; Noctuidae. The record is from the annotation of a GenBank genome assembly.